Cladophialophora psammophila CBS 110553 is the source of this 987-nucleotide messenger RNA. RefSeq lists its product as uncharacterized. Gene Ontology annotation, cellular component: mitochondrion. The record is from RefSeq and is a predicted model, not a curated record. The transcript is spliced from 3 exons. Lineage: Eukaryota; Fungi; Ascomycota; Eurotiomycetes; Chaetothyriales; Herpotrichiellaceae. Bases 1 to 987 code for a protein of 328 amino acids.
AUGCCGCAGCAGCACCAACCUCUCCUCGAACCCAAGCCAAACGAGGAGCCUUCAAAGAGGCUGCCCAACACCUCAAUGGCUGUCUCCAUCCCCAAACCUCAGAUACACCUCCCCUCGGUGAGAAAUGUCUCGGUGGAGCAAAAGAACCCUGUGCGGUGGAAUACAGCGGAUUUGGGAUUGAGACUAGGUGCAGAUCUCACCUCUGCUGCAAGCGCUUCCGCUUUGAUCGCUCCCAUCAUUACCAUUAUAGACCGAUCCAUAGUUGAGAAAGCUGCGAAUGGCGCAUCCUUCUCUUCCUGCCUCCUGCGCUCCUUGCGCCCAGCAAUCACCCGUCCGCACGCGUUCAUCUUCUCCAGGCCGUUCCUGCUGAUCUUCGCCCUGUAUUUCGCGACCUACACGACAGCCAACACGGUCGACACGUUUCGCUCAACCGUCACCCCGAAGCCGGCCUCUGCGGUUUCUUCAGGCCUGACGAAAUUCGUCGCGACUUCCUCGGUGAACAUGACCGUCUGUGUGUACAAAGAUUCGUGCUUUGCGAGGAUGUUCGGCGCCGCUGUAUCUUCUUCCCCGGCUGCUGCUGCCGUUCCCAAGCUCUCUUACGCCCUGUUUGCCGUGCGGGAUUGUCUCACGAUCUUCGCGUCUUUCAACCUGCCAUCCAUCAUCGCACCGCAGCUCGCCAACGUCCACCCGGAGAUGAGGUCGCGGUUCUCUCGCAUCCUCUCCACGGAGUCGGGAAGGGCAAAUACCGCCCAGUUUCUGGCCCCGGCGGCCAUCCAGUUGAUAUCUACUCCAAUCCAUCUACUUGGCUUGGACCUGUAUAAUAGACAGGGCCGGCUGGGAGUGGGUGAGCGAUAUUCUCGGGUUGUAAGGGAUUGGGGGGUGAGUGCAUUCGCUCGGAUGGGUAGGAUAAUUCCCGCCUUCGGCGUCGGCGGUGUCGUCAACGCAAACAUGAGAAAAAAAAUAAUGACCAAGAUCGAAGAGUUGUGA